UGGCUUUUUUUUGCGUCCGACGGUAUCUGCCCAGCCGAUCUCUAUCAAUUCUCGGACCAGCUGAGAGGAGUGGACAGCUACAACAUCAAGCAGCCUUCCCCAGCAACACUAGAGAGAGAAUCACUACUAAAUUCGCGACAGCGCGGCAACAGCGCAGACGUCAGUACUCAAAGAGGUCCAAGUGUUAAUCUACGCACCGCGUCGCACAAGCCGAAGAAGCGGUUAACAAAGAAGAUGGCUUAUAAGAAGCCGUCUUCCUCAGAAGCAUUGAAACAGCCACGCGAGAACCAUAACUUGGCUGAGAAGCGAUACCGGAGCCGGCUAAAGAACCAUUUCGAAAAGCGCAUCGUGUCGCUCGAGGAGGGCUUUGAGGCGAUGGCUAAGGAGCGGGACCAGCUACUGAGGAACAUCGCUCUAAUGUACGAGUUCUCAAAUCAAGAGUGAAGCGUCACUAUCUGGCAAAGAGCUAUAUAUGUUGCCUUGUAAUAUUUCUAUAAUAUUUCUAUAACGUGUUUGAUAAGCGAGCGUGACACUGCACUGUAUAACUAUAAAAAACCUACCCUAUAACAUUUUUUUAUUAUAAAUAAAAU
Messenger RNA from Fusarium redolens, 590 nucleotides. RefSeq lists its product as uncharacterized. The transcript is spliced from 2 exons. The record is from RefSeq and is a predicted model, not a curated record. The annotation marks the transcript as partial. Lineage: Eukaryota; Fungi; Ascomycota; Sordariomycetes; Hypocreales; Nectriaceae.